UGUGAUCAAACACUUUAAACUCCAGAGGGAACAGCUGUGGUCUACGCAUUGAUAAUUUGCUCCUCCUACCCGCUAAUAAAGAUUUCAUGUCAAUACAGCUUUGUGUUACUACGGUUUAUACAUUCUGAGUGAUAAAGAUAACAUUCUUCAAUCUCGUCAACUGUUAUAAAACCAAAAUGGCUGAACAGUUGGUCAAACUUAACGUUAGAGGAGCAUACAUGACAACAACCGACGACACAUUAAAAAAAGGAGGAAGUAAACUUGCCAACAUGUUGGAGGCAAACAACGUUUUUCUCAAGGACUCUGACGGAUGCUUUUUCAUUGACUGCGAUGUUGAGAUGUUCAAAAUCGUUUUGAAUUUUCUUAAAUUUGGCACGCUACAGCACACGGAAAGAGUGUUAGAAUUGUAUGAAAUCGCAAAGUACCUUGACGUGAAAAUGUUGUGUGAAUGCUUAGAAUCUCACCAUGUUGUGAUCUAUGAAAAACGAAUAUCAUUAUUAGAGCAAAGGAAUCAAUCGUAUUUUUCUGAUGUCCUGAAAAAAGUUGUCGAGGCCAUAAAAAUUAAGUCUGCUGCACCGAAUGAAGCCAAGGCUAUUUAUUUUUUAAAGAGCUAUUGUCAAUCUUGCUUUCCUGAGGUAUAUGGAGGUACAACAGCCGAUCUUUAUGCCAACAUUUAUCUUUCCGAUAUUUGUUCUAACAUUGACGAUUUGACGUUACUCGCCUAUAAGCUGUGUAAACUUGGUUAUGCAAAAUAUAUAGCUAGAAGGUUACAUAAUGAAAGGUGUACAGGAAAUAAUACGGUGUGGCACUACGGGUACCAGCUUAUUCUGCUGCAAAACUGACAAAUGUUUGAACAUUUUAUUCUGUUUAUAUAGAAUUACUAAAACAAACACUGAAUGCAUGGUACAAUAAAUAGAUAAGUAGAUAUGUAAGUAAAAUCUUAAGUUUGUUUUAUGCAGCGAUUGCACACAUAUGACAUAAUUGGGUACAUAUCGCUUAAAAAAGUGAGAUAUUGUCAUUCAAAGACUGGAUUUUCCAUUAUGUAAAAAAUGUUGCAUUUGUAAGCCAACGUGUUUUAUACCAUCCAAACAUCAUUUUCAUAUUACGGUUAAUUGACCUGUUAAUUAUUUUCAGUAAAAUGAUCUAUAUACAAUGAAAGGUCAAAUUAUAAAAACUUCAUAGUCUGGUCUCUUGAAAUACUAAAAAAUGGUUUGAAAUUUUCGACCACUAAGGAGAAGUGGUGACCGCCAGGUCUUCUAAGAAAGAUGUGGUAGACCAGGCACCUAACAGUUAUCGAAAACUUGUAGGUCGGAGCAUCCUCAGACAGUAAGGUUACACCUAAUAGAACCGUUUACUGGGUGCUUUGUGUUUAAAAUUGAAAAAAAAAACAACAAUUAAUACGAUAUCACAGUAUGCUGUCUUGGUAACCGUCACCAA
Messenger RNA from Ruditapes philippinarum (Manila clam), 1437 nucleotides. Its product is annotated as BTB/POZ domain-containing protein KCTD7-like. The record is from RefSeq and is a predicted model, not a curated record. The transcript is spliced from 2 exons. The coding region runs from base 177 to 842 and encodes 221 amino acids. Lineage: Eukaryota; Metazoa; Mollusca; Bivalvia; Venerida; Veneridae. Gene Ontology annotation, biological process: protein homooligomerization.